Zingiber officinale is the source of this 2445-nucleotide messenger RNA. RefSeq lists its product as uncharacterized. The transcript is spliced from 3 exons. The record is from RefSeq and is a predicted model, not a curated record. Bases 1 to 2445 code for a protein of 814 amino acids. Gene Ontology annotation, molecular function: nucleic acid binding; zinc ion binding. NCBI's taxonomy places the organism in Eukaryota, Viridiplantae, Streptophyta, Magnoliopsida, Zingiberales, Zingiberaceae.
AUGAGGCGUGGUCGAGCGGGAGUCGGUUAUCGUCGUGGUCCGGGACGACCACGGAAACAACCCAUUGAGGCCGAGGAACCAGAACCAGUGACUCAGGAGGCGGAUUCUUCUAGGGAUCCAACGGAUGUUGAGACGGCUAGUCGGGGACAGACCCAUCAGACUCCUAGAGAUCAGGGACGUCAGCCUCAGGAGAUCCCUUCAGUCAUACCAUCUGGUAGGAAUCAGGAAUUUCAGCCUCAGGGUAUUCCCUCCGGGAUACCAUCAGCAUUUCCUACUCCUGCUACUACUGAUUGGAUGAGGGACAGAGCUCGGAUACCGUUGCUGGCGAGGUCCGUCAAGGACAGAUUUACCUUAUAUUUGGGCGGAGCAGAUCCUUGGGCUGCUCGAAGUUGGUUGAAGAAUGUAGAGAGCACCUUUGAGUACCUGAGUUGCACGGAUGAGGAGAAAGUGGAAUUGGCAGCGUAUCAUCUCCGAGAUCAAGCAGUCACAUGGUGGGACAUGCAGAAGACGAUCUUUGGAGAGCAGCGCAUCACAUGGGCGAUGUUCCGAGAUGCGUUUGAGCGGCAAUAUUUCCCAGCGACCUUCUGUCUAGCUCGACGCCAAGAAUUUCUGAAUCUCAAGCAGGGCGAUCGGUCAGUGAUGGAGUACAAUGCUGAAUUCUGUAGGUUGGCAGAAUUUUGUCCUCACUUAGUGGCACAAGAUUAUGAUCGUAUGCAGCAGUUCACUCAGGGUCUUGUAGCAUACAUUCGGAUUCGGAUGUCAGGAUUUCCAGGUAGUUCCUAUCGGGAGGUUCUAGAUCGAGCACUAUUCAUAGAGAUGACUCAGCAGCAGGUAAAUCAGGAGAAAGGACAUGAAAAGCAGUCGUCGCAAAAGAGAGGGAAUAGAGGUCAGAGUUCACGGGCUCCUUCCGGAGGAUCUUCUCGGCCUCAGAAGACUGGGCGAACAUCGGAUGGAGGUUCUCGUCCCCCUCAUCAUGAUCAGAAGAACUUUGGUGGGACCAGGUGUUUUCAGUGUGGGUCCAAGAGUCACACCAGGAAUAGUUGCCCGUUGGAUCAUGCUAUAUGUUUCUACUGUAAACUUCCGGGGCAUGAGAGUCGGGAUUGUACUCUGAAAGCACAGUUGGAGGCUCCUAAAGUUACAUCUCAGGGGGAAUCAUCCUCUCAGUCCCGUUCACAGAGGAGAUCGCAGAAGACCCAGAGUGCCCCACGUCAGCAACGACCACAGCCUUCUCAGGGACAGAUAUACCAUGUGCAGGGUCAGGAGCCAGCGACCACACAGUAUUCUGCCGCAGCGUUUUCUCAUCAGGCAUUCAGCUUUCAUCCAGCAUAUCAGCCUCAGUCUCAGUAUCAGCAGCCGGUUCCCACACCUAAGAUGCCAGCGCAGGCCACUUCAGGGAUACCACAGCCGAGCUCAGAGGUGGGUCGUGUUUAUGCUGUUACACGGGAGGAGGCACAGAGAGCUGAGGGAUCGGUAUUGGAGAUGGUGGAAUUUGACAUUAUAUUGGGCAUGGAUUGGCUGGCCAUGAACCAUGCCACAGUUGACUGCAGAGCGAGAGUAGUCACAUUCCGACCUCCCGGUUUACCAUCGUGGUCAUUCAUCGGAAUCGGGGGUGAUGGGAUAUCAGUCAUAUCAGCAAUGCAAGCGAAAAGAUUACUGUCGCAGGGUUGCCAGGGAUAUUUGCUGUCUAUGGUUAAAGUUGAUACAGAUGCAUUACCACGACUCUCGGACGUUCCUAUUGUUCAAGAAUUUUCAGAUGUAUUCCCUGACGAACUCCCCGGUUUGCCUCCUAAAAGGCAAGUCGAGUUUACGAUUGAGUUGGUUCCGGGAACCGCACCGGUAUCCAAGACCCCUUAUCGCAUGGCACCAAAGGAGUUAGAGGAGCUGAAGGUUCAGUUACAGGAGUUGUUGGACAGAGGAUUUAUCCGUCCCAGUGUUUCUCCGUGGGGAGCACCAGUACUCUUCGUUAAGAAGAAAGACGGAUCACUGAGACUAUGUAUUGAUUACCGACAGUUGAAUGCGGUCACUAUCAAGAACAAAUAUCCACUGCCACGUAUAGAAGAUUUAUUUGAUCAGCUGAAGGACACCUGUGUAUAUUCAAAGAUUGAUUUGCGCUCAGGCUAUCAUCAGCUCAGGGUUGGAGAUGCGAAUAUUCCGAAGACAGCAUUUCGCACUCGUUAUGGUCAUUACGAGUUCUUGGUAAUGCCAUUUGGGCUUACCAAUGCCCCAGCAGUGUUUAUGGAUCUGAUGAACAGAUUUUGGAGACGCUUCGGCGAGAACACCUCUAUGCGAAGUUUAGUAAAUGCGCCUUUUGGCUACCUUCGGUGGGUUUUCUUGGACAUGUUGUCUCCAGCAGAGGUAUAUCUGUGGAUCCACAGAAGAUUGAGGCCAUCACUGGUUGGGAGCAGCCGAAGACAGUACAGGAGAUUCGUAGCUUUUUGGGAUUAG